UCGACUUGGUGCAGUGGCGUAGUCAAACGGUUUCGUUGUACGCGUCGCGAGUUACUAGGAGACUUUGAAGAGUGUAAUAUGAUACACACGCGAAAAUGAAAUAUAAACGUACACAUAUGAAACGCGCUAGACUGUUUUCUCUGUAAGCGUCCAGGUAAAAUGUGUAAGUUUGUUCGAGGAACUGAGGCGAAGAGUAACAAAGGAACAAACUUGUGUGUGGAGAUGGCGUUUCGUAAAGGCUCCCACAAGGCUUAUUAUUAACAGCAACAGCUCCGGUUUAAUUCCGGGUUACACGGUUUGAACGUUGGUCAAAAGGCAACAAGAUCAGCGUUACAAUACAACCUGAGAAAAGACCUUGUAUUUAUCAUGAGCGUGUUGCGCGGAGUUGUCAUGAGGACCGGGCGGAUUCUCAUUCAGCCCUGUGCGGAGGUGAUGGCAGCGCGCGGUGUGUUUGCAGGGCCGAUCAAGCGACUUUUCCCCCGGGUUAAUUUUACCCAGACCCGCUUGUGGUGCUCUGAUGGGCCAGUUCCUGACCGGGCUGAAGUACGACUAAAUAGGCUUGAUGGCGAAGACAACGGUAUAGUGGAAGUGCUGAUGUGUCGUGAAAGGGCAAGGAACUCUCUGGGACGCCUGUUUGUGGGUCAGAUGAGAGAGCUGGUGUCAUCGUUGCAUCAUGACGCAGCGGUUCGUGUGGUGGUCUUCAGAAGUUUGAUACCCGGAGUCUUUUGUGCAGGGGCAGAUCUUAAGGAGAGAGCUCAGAUGAGUAACCCUGAGGCAGAGCUGUUUGUUCAAGGCCUACGGUCACUAAUGAAUGACAUCGCUGCGCUGCCCAUGCCAACCAUCGCAGCAGUGGACGGCUUUGCUCUCGGGGGCGGUUUGGAAUUGGCACUAGCGUGUGACCUUCGCACUGCAGCACAUUCAGCGCAGAUGGGCCUGAUUGAAACUACACGAGGAUUACUCCCAGGGGCUGGAGGCAGUCAAAGGUUGCCCCGGACGGUUGGCUUUGCCAUCGCAAAGGAGCUGAUUUUUACAGGCCGGCGUGUCGGGGGUGAACGGGCUGCAGAGCUGGGGCUGGUAAACCGCUCCGUGCCACAGAACCAGACGGGAGACGCGGCCCACAAAGAGGCUCUUAGUAUCGCACGAGAGAUUCUGCCUCAGGCACCGAUUGCCGUGCGAAUGGCUAAAGUAGCCAUGAACCGAGGCGCUGAGGUGGACAUCUCUUCAGGAAUGGCUAUUGAGGGAAUGUGUUACGCCAGGCUCAUUCCUACACGGGACAGACAGGAGGGCAUGGCUGCAUUCAUAGAGAAGAGGCCUCCAAGGUACAUUGGGGAGUGAAUGUCACUGAAAACCUGCAUAACAUGUUUCGAAUCCACAUGGCGUACUAGAGUACAAACAUUCUGAACAUGCUCUAUGUUACUACACCUACCCAGUAAUGGGUUUGAUUACCUUUGAAAUCUGAGCUUUGUAAUGCCUUAAAAUAAUUACCACAAAUAACUGAAAAACGACUUUGUCAUGUUCUUUAUUUUUUAUACAUAGAAUACAGAGUCAGAAAUGAACUUUUCCAUUAAUAUUUGCCCCCUAGAAUUUUUAUUCACCGUACUGUGUUGUUGUUAAUGUAAUGUCUAGUACUUACAUUUACCCAAUUACUUGAAUCAAUAUUUUAAACUGCUGUCAUUAACAAUAGACUGUUUCAAAUUUUAUCUAAAUUAUAUUGUAUCUGUAUUGCUCUUUUUAUUGUAAUAAUGCUUAUUAAUAUCGUUAUUGAAAACUAUAU
Molecule: messenger RNA, 1774 nt
Organism: Labeo rohita (rohu)
Lineage: Eukaryota; Metazoa; Chordata; Actinopteri; Cypriniformes; Cyprinidae
Gene: echdc2
Product: enoyl CoA hydratase domain containing 2
Exons: 9
Coding region: 367-1335 (322 amino acids)
Biological process (GO): fatty acid beta-oxidation
Cellular component (GO): mitochondrion
Molecular function (GO): enoyl-CoA hydratase activity
Source: RefSeq, a predicted model, not a curated record